AUGUCUCAAGCAAUUGUUUCCAAUAGAAAGAGACUUUCUGAAGGUUUAGCAGUUACUCAAAAGGUAUUUGUUCGUUCAAGGAAUGGUGGUGCUACUAAAAUUGUAAGAGAACAUUAUUUACGUAGUGAUAUUCCAUGUUCAUCAAAGGCAUGUACAAAAUGUUUAGAUAUCGUUGUUCCCAAUGCUAAAAAUGAAUUACCAAACUUCGUUUUAUCAGAGGAUCCUCAAUCAAUUGAGAAAAUCGGCAAGCAUUAUGUUGUUUUAGAUACGAAUAUUGUUUUACAAGCUAUAGAUCUGUUAGAAAAUCCAAACUGUUUUUUCGAUGUGAUCAUUCCACAAAUCGUAUUAGAUGAAGUUAGAAAUAAAUCUUACCCUGUUUAUACAAGAUUAAGAACACUAUGUAGAGAUAGUGAUGAAAAGAAAAGAUUUAUUAUUUUUCACAACGAAUUUAAUGAAAAUACUUUUGUGGAAAGAUUAAAUAAUGAAUCUAUCAAUGAUAGAAAUGAUAGAGCUAUUAGAAAGACUUGUGAAUGGUAUUGCAAACAUUUGAAAAAACAAAAUAUUAAUACUAUCUUAGUUUCCAACGAUAGAUUAAAUAGAGAUGCAACCAAAAAUCCAGUAGACUCUAAUAUUAUAGCACUAAGUUUACUAGAAUAUGUGGAUUUAUUACCCAAUGUAGAUGAGAUUAAGGACUCCAUUCCAAAUCUUGAAGUCAGUUCCAUUAAUGUUAAUGAUAAAGAAGCUAAAUCAGAAUUCACUUUCCCUGAAUAUUACUCAACUUCAAGGAUUAUGGGUGGGAUUAAAAAUGGUGUACUAUAUCAAGGUAAUAUCCAAAUAUCAGAAUAUAAUUUCUUAGAAGGUUCUGUUAAUUUAUCUACUUUUUCAAAGCCAGUUUUAGUGGUUGGCCAAAAAAAUUUAAAUAGAGCGUUUAAUGGUGACCAAGUUGUGGUAGAAUUAUUACCACAAUCAGAAUGGAAAGCUCCUUCAUCUAUUGUUAUGGAUGCUGAACAUUUCAAUGUUAAUGAUAAUCCAGAUGAUGAUGAUGACGAAAGUAAUGAAAAUAAUGGAAAUUUAAUUAUGUCUGAUAAACAACGUAGAUUAUUAGCCAAGGAUGCCAUUCUAGCCCAAAAAUCAAAUAAAAUACAACCUACAGCUAGAAUUGUAGCUAUUCCAAGAAGAUCCUGGAGACAAUACGUGGGCCAAAUUGCUCCAAAUUCUAUUGACACCCAAGUUUCAAGCGGUAGUCAAAAUGUUUUCGUCCUUUUGAUGGACAAAUCUUUACCUAAGAUUAGAAUCCGUACAAGACGUGCAAAGGAAUUAGUAGGUAGAAGAAUUGUCAUAUCUGUAGAUUCAUGGCCUGCAAAUCAUAAAUAUCCUUUAGGUCAUUUUGUUAGAGAUUUAGGUGAAGUUGAAUCUGUCCAAGCUGAAACAGAAAGUUUAUUAUUAGAACAUGACGUUGAAUAUAGACCUUUCUCCAAGAAAGUCUUGGACUGUUUACCUUCUGAAGGUCAUGAAUGGAAAGUACCAUCUGAUCUUACCUCUUCUGAUGCCUUAGCUAAAGAUCCACAAUUAGCAAGAAGAAAAGAUUUAAGAGAUAAGUUAAUCUGUAGUAUUGAUCCACCAGGAUGUGUUGAUAUUGAUGACGCAUUACAUGCUAAGAAGUUGCCAAAUGGUAAUUGGGAAGUUGGUGUUCAUAUUGCUGAUGUCACUCAUUUUGUAAAACCUAAUACUCCUUUAGAUGCAGAAGGUGCGUCAAGAGGUACCUCUGUUUAUUUAGUCGAUAAACGUAUUGAUAUGUUACCAUUGUUAUUAGGUACUGAUUUAUGUUCUUUAAAGCCAUACGUUGAUAGAUAUGCCUUUUCAGUAUUAUGGGAAUUAGAUGAUAAUGCUAAUAUUGUAGAUGUCAACUUUACAAAAUCAGUUAUCAGAUCUAGGGAAGCAUUUUCGUACGAACAAGCUCAAAUUAGAAUUGAUGAUAAGUCUCAAACAGAUGAAUUAACUCAAGGCAUGAGAGCUCUUUUAAAAUUAUCUAUCAAAUUAAAGCAAAAGAGAUUAGAUGCUGGUGCUUUGAAUUUGGCCUCUCCUGAAGUUAAAGUUCACAUGGAUAGUGAAACCUCAGAUCCAAAUGAAGUUGAAAUUAAAAAAUUAUUGGCUACUAAUUCGUUGGUUGAAGAGUUUAUGUUGCUAGCUAAUAUUUCUGUUGCGAGAAAAAUCUUUGAAUCUUUCCCACAAACAGCAAUGCUUAGAAGACAUGGUGUACCACCAUCUACCAAUUUUGAAACAUUAAAUGAAAUGCUACACCAAAGAAAACAAAUGACUAUCUCGUUAGAGUCAUCUAAGGCAUUAGCAGAUUCUUUAGAUCGUUGUGUUGAUCCAAAGGAUCCAUAUUUCAAUACUUUAAUACGUAUUAUGUCUACUCGUUGUAUGAUGGCAGCUCAAUAUUUCUAUUCUGGUGCUUACUCAUAUUCUGAAUUCCGUCAUUACGGUUUAGCUGUUGAUAUCUAUACUCAUUUCACAUCGCCUAUUAGACGUUACUGUGAUGUUGUUGCCCACAGACAAUUGGCAGGUGCUAUUGGCUAUGAACCGUUAGACCUAUCCCAUAGAGAUAAGAAUAAGAUGGACAUGAUCUGUAGAAAUAUUAAUAAAAGACACAGAAAUGCCCAAUUUGCUGGUAGAGCAAGUAUUGAAUAUUAUGUUGGCCAAGUAAUGAGAAAUAAUGAAUCUGUUGAAACUGGUUAUGUAAUUAAAGUUUUAAAUAAUGGUAUUGUUGUUCUGGUACCAAGAUUCGGUGUUGAAGGUCUAAUUAGAAUAGAAAACAUGACUAAGGAUCCAGACUCUUCCGCUUUCGAUGAAGUUGAAUUUAAAUUAACUUUUACUGAUAACGAGACUGGUAAGAAGAGAGAGGUAUUUGUAUUUGAUAAAGUUGAUGUAUAUGUCAAAUCCGUUCUAGAUCCUGUUACAAGUAAACGUAAAGCUGCAUUAUUAUUGAAAUGA
This is a messenger RNA of Henningerozyma blattae CBS 6284, 2994 nucleotides long. RefSeq names its product exosome catalytic subunit DIS3 (gene DIS3). The record is from RefSeq and is a predicted model, not a curated record. Gene Ontology annotation, molecular function: RNA binding; 3'-5'-RNA exonuclease activity; endonuclease activity. NCBI's taxonomy places the organism in Eukaryota, Fungi, Ascomycota, Saccharomycetes, Saccharomycetales, Saccharomycetaceae. The coding region runs from base 1 to 2994 and encodes 997 amino acids. Gene Ontology annotation, biological process: rRNA catabolic process. Gene Ontology annotation, cellular component: cytoplasmic exosome (RNase complex); nuclear exosome (RNase complex). The transcript has a single exon.